This is a messenger RNA of Sceloporus undulatus (fence lizard), 2799 nucleotides long. It is a transcript of the gene ACSM5, whose product is annotated as acyl-CoA synthetase medium chain family member 5. Lineage: Eukaryota; Metazoa; Chordata; Lepidosauria; Squamata; Phrynosomatidae. The coding region runs from base 185 to 1909 and encodes 574 amino acids. The transcript is spliced from 14 exons. Gene Ontology annotation, molecular function: fatty-acyl-CoA synthase activity; fatty acid ligase activity. Gene Ontology annotation, biological process: fatty acid biosynthetic process; acyl-CoA metabolic process. The record is from RefSeq and is a predicted model, not a curated record. Gene Ontology annotation, cellular component: mitochondrial matrix.
GUCCCUUCACGCUUCAUCAUAAGUACACUUCCACUUUUUAUUUUCAUGGAUAAAGAUUAGCAGGAGACAGCCAAGAGUCUAUGGUAGCCACUGUGGGAAAAACAUCACACCAAGUCUUCUGCUUCAUGAGAACGAGAAACAGAGCAGAUAAAUACAAUCUCACAUUACCCCGCAAGCGAUUGCAAUGAAGACCUUGCUCAAAUAUUUCUGGAGUCUCCAGUUUCCACGCACAUUUUUUCAUCCUUCCAAGAGACACCUGGCCUCUCUAGUCGCCCCAGACUUUGAAGAUAUAAAUGACGGUAAACGUGAGGUGCCUGAGUAUUUCAAUUUUGCAAGUGAUGUUCUGGACCAGUGGGUGCAAGUGGAAAAGGCUGGAAAGAGGCCUCAGAACCCAGCCUUCUGGUGGGUGAAUGAUGAGAGGGAAGAGGUGAAGUGGAGUUUUGAGGAACUGGCACUCUUGUCCCGAAAGGCUGCCAAUGUCCUGACAGGUCCGUGCGGCUUGCAGCGAGGUGACAAAACCAUCACGAUUCUGCCACGGGUUCCAGAGUGGUGGUUACUGAAUGUAGCCUGCAUGAGAACAGGCAUUGUUUUUAUUCCGGGAACAUCCCAGCUGACAGCAAAAGACAUUUUCUAUAGACUCCAGGCCUCCAAAGCUAAAUGCAUUGUAGUCAGUGAUACACUGGCCCCCACAGUGGACUCUAUUGCAUCUGAAUGCACCUUUUUGAAAACCAAGCUCAUAGUGUCUAACAGCAGCAGAGAUGGCUGGCUGAAUUUCAAGGACCUGUUCCAAGCAGCACCUGCCAAGCAUGACUGCGUGAAGACAAAGAGUCAGGAUCCAUCACUCAUCUAUUUCACAAGUGGAAGCACGGGCAAACCCAAAAUGGUAGAGCAAUCCCACUGCUUCGGUAUUGGAUUUGCAUCCAGUGGCAGGCACUGGAUGAAUCUGAGUCCCUCCGAUAUAUUCUGGAAUACAUCAGACCCAGGAUGGGUGAAGUCAGCCUGGAGUAGCUUGUUUGCUCCAUGGCUCAAUGGAUCGUGUGUAUUUGUGCACCAUCUGCCACGGUUUGAGCCCUCUGUCAUAGCCAAUACUCUCACAAGAUAUUCAGUCACUACUUUCUGCACAGCUCCCACUGCAUACCGGAUGUUGGUUCAAUACAAUCUCACCAGGUAUAAAUUCAUGAGUCUGAAGCACUGCGUGACUGGAGGGGAACCACUUAUCCCUGAAGUGUUUGAACAAUGGAGAAAACAGACCGGGCUGGAUAUCUAUGAAGGCUAUGGACAAACAGAAACAGUAACAAUAUGUGCUAAUGUAAAAGGAAUGAAAAUUAAAGUGGGAUCAAUGGGAAAGGCAUCUCCACCGUACGAUGUCCAGGUUGUAGAUGACCAAGGCAAUAUUCAGCCUCCGGGAAAAGAAGGGGAAGUUGCCAUUAAAAUAAAACCCAAGCGGCCCUUUUGUCUUUUCUCACAGUACUUGGAUAACCCUGAGAAAACCGCAGCCACUGAGCGCGGGGAUUUUUAUACCACCGGAGACAGAGCAAUUAAAGACGAAGAGGGCUAUUUUUGGUUUGUUGGAAGAUCGGAUGAUGUUAUUAACUCUGCUGGGUAUCGUAUUGGCCCCUUUGAGGUGGAAAGUGCCUUGACUGAACACCCAGCGGUUGUUGAAUCUGCUGUUGUGAGCAGUCCAGAUCCCAUCAGAGGAGAGGUGGUGAAAGCUUUUGUCAUAUUGUCGCCGGCCUUUUUGUCACGCGACCCAGAAAAAUUAACCAAGGAACUCCAAGAGCAUGUGAAAACAGUUACUGCUCCCUACAAAUAUCCUAGAAAGAUUGAGUUUGUUGAAGAACUGCCCAAAACUGCCGGUGGAAAAAUUCAGAGGAGUGUACUGAGGAAACGCGAAUGGGGGCAAGCCUAGUUCGACUUGCGGAUUUGCAAAUGAAGCAUCUUUCUAACAAGGGCCAUUUUCUGUUCUUGAAAUUGUGACUGCACCAAGCAAAAAGUCCAAGUAGGAACUAACCAUGGCUGAAUUUCCCUCUGAAUUUUGGACUCCUGAAUUACCAGACCAUGAUGUAAGGUGAAACUUGAGCCUUUGGAAUCUUCCACUGCUCUAUUUUUAACAUUUCCAAGUACUGAAUGGUACAUGUGCAGUUUGCUCUAACUUACAUGUCUUCAUUUCAUUCAUGGUUUCAUCUUUCUCCCAUAGAAUCGUAGGGUUGGAAGGGGGUCCAUGGGCCAUCAAGGCUAACGCUAUGGCCAGACAGAAUGCAGAAGCUAACAAGGUCUUAAAAACUGACCAAUAAUAUGAAACUUGUGUGAGGAACUGGAUGCCAGGAAACACUUGCAAAUAUAUGCUAUAUAUUUAUUAUGUUAUGCAAAUGAUCAUAGAAUCAUAGAGUUGGAAGAGACCACAAGGGCCAUCCAGUCCAACCCCUUGCCAUGCAGGAACUCACAAGCAAAGCAUCCCAGGAGAGAUGGCCAUCCAGCCUCUGUUUAAAGACCUCUAAAGAAGGAGACUCCAUUACACUCUGAGGAAGGAGUGUGUUCCACUGUCAAAUAGCUCUUAUUGUCAGGAAGUUUUGUCCAGAGCCAGGGACAGCUGAAAUUCUGGGAAACUCAUUGUCUGUAAUGCACAAUACCCUUCAUCUUUGUCUGUCUGAGUUACGUGUAUUAUUACUUGUUCAGUCAUAUGAUACUGUUUGUUAAUCUUGCUAGUAAUUCUUUUUUCACCAUUGUUAGUGUAUAAUUGGAUGGAUUGUGACUCAUGAAAAUGUGAAUAAAUGAAAAUACUAAAAACAAAACCUAAAA